Messenger RNA from Carassius auratus (goldfish), 919 nucleotides. Its product is annotated as hepatocyte growth factor activator-like. The coding region runs from base 127 to 480 and encodes 117 amino acids. Gene Ontology annotation, biological process: blood coagulation; zymogen activation. Lineage: Eukaryota; Metazoa; Chordata; Actinopteri; Cypriniformes; Cyprinidae. The record is from RefSeq and is a predicted model, not a curated record. The transcript is spliced from 2 exons. Gene Ontology annotation, molecular function: serine-type endopeptidase activity.
CUCGGAUUUCAUCAAAAAUAUCUUUAUUUGUGUUCAGAAGAUGAAAGAAGGAUUUACAGGUUUGAGAAUGAUUAAUGAAUGACAUAACUCUCUAAUAAUGUAGAGGCGAACUCGUACUCUCACCUGAUGGAGGGAGUGGUGAAGAUCAUCCCGUUCGAUCAGUGCUCGUCUCCAGACGUCUACGGGUCAGAGGUCAGGUCAGGGAUGCUGUGUGCAGGAAGUGAGCUCUGUGUGGACGCCUGUCAGGGUGACUCGGGCGGUCCGUUAGCGUGCGAGUGUGACGGCGUGAGCUUCCUCUACGGGAUCAUCAGCUGGGGAGACGGAUGCGGACGCUCGGGGAAGCCUGGCGUUUACACCCUCGUGCCCAAAUAUUCAGACUGGAUCAACAGCGUCAUCAAAACAUCCAGAAAAACCUCCCCAAAAACUUCAGCCAAUAGAAAGACGAUAAACAUCUGUAUCGGGAGUCAAUGCAGGAGAUAAAACAACUGUGACUUUACUGUUAAUGUGUUCAUGACGUCACACUGACGGACGUGUGUUUUACUGCCAGCCUGUCGUAUUUAUAUUAACAAGCAAUAUGGGGACAUGUACACUGGAGUGGGAAGUGUUUGCUAUUAUUAUUAUUAUUAUUAUUAUUAUUAUUAUUAUUAUUAUUAUUAUUUUGCGUAUCUGUACAUUUUGAUUGCUGUGAAAUAAAUGUCUUUAAUCUGCAUUAAAAUAUAAAAAUAGUUUUUUUUACAGUGUUUGAGUGAAUAUUGGAAAGGUCAUGAUUAACAUAUAAAGCCUUGGAAGUGAAUAAACAGAUGCAGGUUUGAUGCGACAGUUUGCUGUUAAAUCCUAGUUUAACACCAUCAUUUGAACAGUAUAUUAGUCAACUAUUAUAACCUUUAAUUAAGUGCAUUCCUUUCAAUUUAAUUCAAAC